Dentiscutata erythropus is the source of this 185-nucleotide messenger RNA. Lineage: Eukaryota; Fungi; Glomeromycota; Glomeromycetes; Diversisporales; Gigasporaceae. The record is from the annotation of a GenBank genome assembly.
CAGAAAUUCAAAUGGAUAGUGAAGAUAAAAAUAAAGAUAAAUUUAGAAAGUGUAAAAGUAGAGAAAAUGAGACAUUCGAACAGAGAGAAGUACGGCUUGCUAGGAAGCAUGAUCGAAAACGCCAAAGAGAGAGUACAGAAUCAGCUGAACAACGCAAAGCACAUCUCGCACAUAAUCACGAGUGA